AUGUGUACGUCCGAGCAACUGGAAAAGGAGAACGGGAAUUAUAAGGGUUUCCUAGCCAGCAUUUUCUCCCGCCCUGACUGCGAAAAACUCGAGAUCUUUCGGAAACUGGGCACCACUGAAAACCCGCUUUCGACUCUGGAGGAUGUCAACACGGCCGACGGUCUACACAGCGCCAAUGUGGAGGUUGCUAGAAUGGAUGCGCAAGCCCUGGAGGAAAGCGCCCUCAAGUUGCCAGCACAACCCUGGACGACGGUUGCCGGGGACGGCCUGGUCUCACACCUGAUCACAGAUUUCUUCGACCGAGACGAGGGCGCACCCUUUGCGAACGCCAUCUCACUCGUCGACCCGGAGCUCUUUGUGAGAGACAUGUCACUUGGAGAUGCCACACACAGCGAGUUUUGCUCUCCGUUUCUUGUUAAUACCAUUUGCGGUCUACGCUCCUUGUUCUCUGAUAAAAUCAGACGUGCGAAUCAGGCCACGGGCACAAAUCUAACCAAGUUAUUUGUGAGCCAGGCCAGACAGCACUUUGAUGUCGAGGCCGAUAACCGCUGCCUCAAGACAGUCCAAGCCCUCUAUCUAUUCUUUUUGUUGACAUGUCAUUUCACCACCGACAGAGCGGGCUCCAUGUACCGCUUGGCAGCCUUGGAACUGCUCGGAAAACUGGAGGUGGAAAAGGUCUUGACUAAGCCCGGGGGUAAGAGUCGUGUGGAUGACGAAAAACGCCGCGCCAUGUACAGGACGUACUGGGGCAUCUUCAACUUUGAGUGCACAGGCGCUGCCAUGAACAUCUUUGGCGCGCCCGUUGGCCUAGAUCAGCCCCCAGUUGUAAGCCGAAUAUCAGCUCUGCAAUACCGCGUCGUGGUCUACAACACCAAUCCCCGAGCGCCGGCAGGGGACGAGAUGGACAUGCGGGUCCGACAAGACCUCCUCUUCCAACUCAAUGCCCUCGAAACCUCGCUGCCACCAGAGUUGCGCUACGAGACCAACCCCAACCGGCAAACAACCCAAAUAAAAAUCCGCCUCAACAUGGUAGCCUACAACAUCCUGCGGCCCCUCCCCUCCACCACCCCAAUCACCCUCCCAACCCCCACCACCUCCUCCACCACCUCAACCACACCCUCCACCACCACAACCGCCAAGUCCCUCCUCCUCGCCCUCUCCGCGCGCGACAUCCACCUCAUGCACAGAUACCUAACGCAACGCGCGGCGCUCAAAUACCCCCCGGCCCUAGUCAUCCCGCUGUGGAGCGCCGUCUUCACGCUGGUGCCCUUCCUGGCCGACCUGGCACCCACGACAUCUUCGCGCGCGGGUGGGCGCUGGUCGAGGUGUUUGAGCCCGACAUGCGCGGGGUGCGGACGUUCCGGCGCGGGGAUCCUGGCCCGCCGCGUUUUUGACUCUGAGCAACUUGAGGACACGGCCAAGAGGUUUAGUGUCGGUGAUAUCGAUGUCUGUAAGCCAGAUGGGUGUCGAGUUGUGGUCAAGGUGGGGGAAAAUGGAUAUAGCCCCGAGCGGCUAUAUGCAGUAAAAGCGCAGUCGUCCGCGAUGUACGACAGGUUUGAGGCGGCUGGGAAGGGAUUCCGGGAUUUGGAUGGUUUGGAUUGCGAACACAAGUGGGUUGAAUGUCAUGAAAAGGCAAUGUCAGAAUUUGGCAAGGGAGUGAAGUUAUUGGAGGCUUUUGAGAGCGAGGCAGAUAAUCUGGCGGUGGAGUGGGAGUGUACGAUGAUGUUUCCUUUGCCGAAGGUUGCGGUGGGGGGGCCGUUCCCUGGCAUUGAGGAUCGAAACGACUACGAAAACAAUCAUGCUGGCCGGAAUAACCCAAAGCCACCUUAA
Messenger RNA from Chaetomium globosum CBS 148.51, 1830 nucleotides. RefSeq lists its product as uncharacterized. NCBI's taxonomy places the organism in Eukaryota, Fungi, Ascomycota, Sordariomycetes, Sordariales, Chaetomiaceae. The coding region runs from base 1 to 1830 and encodes 609 amino acids. The record is from RefSeq and is a predicted model, not a curated record. The transcript has 7 exons.